Messenger RNA from Megalopta genalis, 1881 nucleotides. RefSeq names its product TRAF interacting protein no poles (gene nopo). The record is from RefSeq and is a predicted model, not a curated record. Lineage: Eukaryota; Metazoa; Arthropoda; Insecta; Hymenoptera; Halictidae. Gene Ontology annotation, molecular function: ubiquitin protein ligase activity. Gene Ontology annotation, cellular component: nucleus; site of DNA damage. Gene Ontology annotation, biological process: replication fork processing; protein ubiquitination.
AGGCCACGCAACGUGAUCAGCUUAAUUUAUUCUGUUGCUAGUGGUUCGAUUUGGAAACUUUUUGAGCUAAAAUAAUAUAGUUUAAGGAGAGAUUUAAGAUGAUUAUACCAAAGUUUUUGUUAACCCAUUUUUCUCCAGAGUUGUCAACAUCAUUGUCAGUUUUUUAUAGGGUGACCUAUAAUUUUGUUGUACCUAUUAUUUAGGGGAUGCUGAGACGAAUUUGGCAAGCAUCAUAACAUAUAGUUCUUCUCAGAAUGUAAACAAAAACAUAUAAUCCUAUAAAAAAUCUUGAUAACUCCAGAAAAAAUAGGUUAAAAAAUGGUUGGUGCAGUCAUCUUUAAGCAUCUUUAACCACCAACUUAAAGUCAUCUUUAACCAUGAUAUUUUAGCUAAAAAAAUUUCCAAUCAAACCAUAGAAUAAAUUAAGUUGAUCACAUUCCGUGGUUUACCCUAUAUAAUGAUGCUAACAUAUGGAAAAUGAUAAUAUCUCAGAAGCAGUUGACUUUUCAACCUAGAUCGAAAACUUGUCCACAAUGUAGAGAGAAGACCACAUCACCUAAAAUACAUAGAUUAUAUUUCAAUUUCUGUAACAAUGAUAGUAUUACAGAAGAUAAAUAUUCUUUACAAAAUAAAGUUGAUAAACUAAGUUUGGAACUUGCUCUGAAAGAGAAAGAUGCUAAGCAUUAUUCAGAAAAAUCUGAAGCCUUAGAAAAGGAAACUAAAUGCCUGAAAAAAGAAUUAGUUAAAAUAAAUACUGAAAAAAAUAGUGUCAUUGCUGCACUUAAGCAACAGGUUAAUUAUUUUAGGGACCAAGCUUCAGAAACAAACAGCAUGAAAAAAGAAAAUGAACAAAUGAGGGUCCGACUAGAAACGUACAAAAAUAUACAAAUGUUACUAGAAGCAUCCGUGGGAGAUAUUGAUGACAUGAUCUCUAGAACAGCUGACCCCAACACUCUUGUUACAUACAUAUCUGUGAUGAAAAGAGAAAUGACAAUUAGUUUGAAUAAAAGAAGAGAAUUAAGGGCAAAAUUGAGGAGUAUGCAGCAGGAACUUUCAAAAACAACCAUAGAAAAGAAGUUUCUGCAAGAAGAGCAUGCAAGAAGGAAAAAAAUUGAAGAAGAUUUUAUGAUUUGUGAAAGCGAAAAGAUGUUAUUACAAAAUAAACUCAGAGAAUUAGAAAAGGCUACAUGCUCGUUAAAACGAACAUGCAACUUAGAGAAUAAUGCGAAUAGCAAAACAGACAAUGUUUGUAACGAAAAUGCUGUUAAAAAUACAACAAGGAAUGAAUGCAUUACGGUUGAAGAUACUGAUCAUACAGAGAAAAAUGUAGCAGCUAAUUCUGUGAAAGGGAAAAAAGAAAAUGAUUCACCAUAUCUUCCGAUAAAAUCGGGAGGUUUGUAUACUCUAAAACAAGUGCCCGACAAAAAACGUGGUACAAAGAGAACACAUUCAUCAAUAUUUACGAUAAAACCUAGGGCUGAACAAACAAGUGUACGUCCAAUUACAUUUGAUGGAUAUGGUGGACAUUCUAAAUUUGAUGAAUUUCCUAGUUCUUCUGGUACAAGGGCGAAGAAAGAGAAAAACAAAGACUAAAUACAAGAUAUAGGAAUUCAUUAAUAACCAUUAGAGAACUGUAAAUAGCAAUUAGAAUUUGAAUGUUGUUAUAAAUAGUAUGUAGUACUCUAGGGUUAGUUAAUAAUAUUUAUAAAUAAUAUCUAUUACACAUUUUUUACUGUAUAAAAAUAACAAGGAUAUAUAUGUGUGGCUACUGACGGAUCUCUGAGAUUCUCAUUUUGUAACCAAAUAAUGACAAUGUUUUCACGAAUUAAAAAAUUGUAAUUUGUCCUUUAUGCAUAUUAACAAUCAAUUUUGACUUCCUAA